AUGGUUGCAGCUUCUAAGCUACGUUCAGAUCAGAGAAGACUUGAAAACGGAAUGCCUUUUGCCCUACCAAUGCAGCGCGUUGUCUCUCGCAUAACUAUCCCUGAACCCAAGACUGACCUUACAAUGCUUGUUCUAUCUUCAGACAAGGGUUUAUGCGGGGGCAUUCAUUCAUCUGUAUCUCGCUGCACUCGCGCUGCAGUAGCAGAAGCAGAGGCUUCAGGUCGCGUUGUCUCUCGCAUAACUAUCCCUGAACCCAAGACUGACCUUACAAUGCUUGUUCUAUCUUCAGACAAGGGUUUAUGCGGGGGCAUUCAUUCAUCUGUAUCUCGCUGCACUCGCGCUGCAGUAGCAGAAGCAGAGGCUUCAGGUGAGAAGCCUAGCAGUUUGUGCGUAGUUUACAACAAGUUUGUAUCUGCUGUCUCUUAUAAGACAGUUGUGCAGCCGCUGCUAGCAGCAGGAGGGAUCUCCUCUUUGCUGCCGCAGCAGCUGUCUCUGUUUGAGUUCGAACCCGAGUUAAAAGAUGUGUGGGCAGACUUCUAUGCUUUUUAUCUUGCAUGCACUGUCUACGGGGCGCUGUUAGAUAGUAUUGCUGCAGAGCAAGAGAAGCCUAGCAGUUUGUGCGUAGUUUACAACAAGUUUGUAUCUGCUGUCUCUUAUAAGACAGUUGUGCAGCCGCUGCUAGCAGCAGGAGGGAUCUCCUCUUUGCUGCCGCAGCAGCUGUCUCUGUUUGAGUUCGAACCCGAGUUAAAAGAUGUGUGGGCAGACUUCUAUGCUUUUUAUCUUGCAUGCACUGUCUACGGGGCGCUGUUAGAUAGUAUUGCUGCAGAGCAAGUAAGAAAGGAGACAGCAAUUUAUUGA
Messenger RNA from Eimeria acervulina, 858 nucleotides. Its product is annotated as ATP synthase gama chain, putative. Bases 1 to 858 code for a protein of 285 amino acids. The transcript is spliced from 7 exons. Gene Ontology annotation, molecular function: proton-transporting ATP synthase activity, rotational mechanism. The record is from RefSeq and is a predicted model, not a curated record. Lineage: Eukaryota; Apicomplexa; Conoidasida; Eucoccidiorida; Eimeriidae. Gene Ontology annotation, biological process: proton motive force-driven ATP synthesis.